Molecule: messenger RNA, 1080 nt
Organism: Triticum turgidum subsp. durum (durum wheat)
Lineage: Eukaryota; Viridiplantae; Streptophyta; Magnoliopsida; Poales; Poaceae
Source: the annotation of a GenBank genome assembly
AUGUUCAUGCAGAUGUAUCAUCAUCAACAACAGCUCCAGAGCCACAACCAGCUCUUAGCUUCUAGGCAGACUUUCCCUUCAGAGAGGCACUUACUUCUGCAAGGAGGAAUUAUUCCAGGAGAGUCAGGGCUUAUACUCUCAACUGAUGCUAAGCCCAGGUUAAAAUGGACCCCUGAGCUACAUGAUCGUUUCGUGGAGGCAGUAAAUCAACUCGGCGGACCAGACAAAGCCACCCCAAAAACCAUUAUGAGGCUCAUGGGUGUCCCUGGACUAACAUUAUAUCAUCUUAAGAGCCAUCUCCAGAAAUACAGACUAAGCAAAAAUCUCCAUGUUCAAGCCAAUGUCGGAAAUUCAAGAACUGCAGCCGUAGGAUGCACCAUAGCAACAGAGAAACAAUCUGAAGGAAAUGGAUCGCCAGUCGGCCACCACCUUAAUACGCAGACAAACAAAUCAAUGCACAUAGGUGAAGCCCUACAGAUGCAAAUUGAAGUACAGCGACGGCUACAUGAACAACUGGAGGUGCAAAGACACCUGCAACUCCGGAUUGAAGCACAAGGGAAGUACCUACAAUCAGUGUUGGAGAAGGCACACGAGACACUUGCAAAGCAGAAUACAGGCUCGGGUGGUCUAGAAACUGCAAAGAUGCAACUAUCAGAAUUGGUCUCAAAAGUAUCAACAGAAUGCUUCCAUAAUGCUUUUACAAGCUUUGAGGAGAUUGAAGGAUCACAGAUACUACGAAGGCACACCAUGCAGCUUGGUGAUGGAUCAGUUGACAGCUGCUUAACUGCAUGCGAGGGCUCACAAAAGGAUCAAGAUAUCCUGUCAAUGAGCCUUUCUGCUCAAAAAGGAAAGGAGAUUGGAGGCAUGGCAUUCGAUCUGCAAAUGCAAGAAAGAGGACACGAGGAUUUGUUUCUCAACAAGCUAAGCAGAAGGCCUCCAAACCACCAUGAAGGACACGAGAGGAGAGACAGCUUGAGUAUGACAUACCAGGCAACGAAAUUGGAUUUAAACAUGAAUGACACAAAUAAUGGAACCCAGAAUAGCGAGAAAUUCGAUUUAAAUGGGUUCAGCUGGAGCUAG